AUGAGCGGCGUUGGGCGACGGAUUCCUCCUGGAAUAGAAACUCCGGCGAGGUGGGAAGAUUGUAGAGAGUCUGCGUCGGGAGGUGCAGAUCUUGGUAAGGGUUGUAAAGUCGGCGAUUUGAGCUUCUCUCGUCGGCGGUGUUGCCCUGAUUCGGCGAUUGAGGUUGGUAGGCCAUGGCGAAUUUCAGCUGCAGGCAUAGCUGACUGCUGGUUUUUCGCUGUUCAUAACGUUUUUAUAAGGCCGAACGACGUCGUUCUAGUGGAAUGUCACGAUUACUUGCUUUCGAGGCUACUGCUGAUUGGUCCUCAACUUUCUGAAUCUUUGCAAAUUGACCCCGGAAAUUUCAUUUUUUCCCGAAGUGCGGCAACAGAAGGAUCACAAUUUGAUGCUCGUCAGUUUGACGAAAAAAUGGAGUUGCUCCAAGUUGACGGGCAGGAGUUCUUUACUUCUUAUGAUGAGGUUUAUGAUAGUUUUGAUGCUAUGGGGCUGCAGGAAAAUCUCCUCAGAGGCAUUUAUGCCUAUGGUUUUGAGAAGCCCUCAGCCAUCCAGCAGAGGGGUAUUGUUCCUUUCUGCAAGGGGCUUGAUGUCAUUCAGCAAGCCCAAUCUGGAACUGGGAAAACUGCCACUUUCUGCUCGGGUAUUCUGCAGCAGCUCGACUAUGGUCUGACUCAGUGCCAGGCCUUGGUUCUUGCACCUACUCGAGAACUCGCUCAGCAGAUUGAGAAGGUCAUGCGGGCCCUAGGUGACUACCUUGGAGUUAAGGUUCAUGCUUGUGUGGGUGGGACCAGUGUUCGUGAGGAUCAGAGGAUUCUUUCUGCUGGGGUCCACGUUGUUGUGGGGACACCUGGCCGAGUGUUCGACAUGCUGAGGAGGCAAUCACUUCGUGCCGACCACAUCAAGAUGUUUGUGUUGGAUGAGGCCGAUGAGAUGCUUUCUCGUGGUUUUAAGGAUCAGAUUUACGACAUUUUCCAGCUGCUACCCGCCAAGGUCCAGGUUGGCGUUUUCUCUGCCACCAUGCCCCCCGAGGCCUUGGAAAUCACCCGCAAAUUCAUGAACAAGCCCGUUCGCAUCCUGGUCAAACGCGACGAGUUGACCCUCGAGGGUAUCAAGCAAUUUUACGUCAACGUCGAGAAGGAAGAAUGGAAGCUCGAAACCCUAUGCGACCUUUACGAGACCCUCGCCAUCACACAAAGCGUCAUCUUUGUCAACACCCGACGAAAAGUUGACUGGUUGACCGACAAAAUGCGUAGCCGGGACCACACGGUGUCGGCCACACAUGGUGACAUGGACCAGAACACGCGUGACAUCAUCAUGCGCGAGUUUCGUUCGGGCUCGUCUAGAGUUCUCAUCACCACUGAUUUAUUGGCUCGUGGGAUUGACGUGCAGCAAGUUUCGCUCGUGAUAAACUAUGAUCUCCCGACACAGCCAGAGAACUAUCUGCACCGUAUUGGGAGGAGUGGGAGGUUCGGGAGAAAAGGUGUCUCGAUUAAUUUCAUGACUAAGGAGGAUGAGAAGAUGCUUCACGAUAUUCAGAAGUUUUACAAUGUGGUGGUUGAGGAGCUUCCGUCGAAUGUUGCUGACCUGCUUUGAGGCGGUGAGGAUCGGGUUUUUUCUUUUUCUUGGUGACUUAUUUUUAUUUUUUUGGUUUUUAUUGUUUACUUGAUUGUUGUUUUAGUUAAAAUUUUGCAGAGGUUAAUCUUGUCCAGGCCCUUGUGAAACUGGGAGUGUGGAUUCUUGAGUGUUCAUCUAGGGUGGGGCGAAUUUAAUACUAUUGCAAUUUUGGUCUAUAGGUAUGUAACGUAUUUUGGAUUUUGGCCCAAAUUUUUGGUUAAAUCAUAAUCGAUUUAUUGAUAAAUGUGUG
Molecule: messenger RNA, 1861 nt
Organism: Striga asiatica
Lineage: Eukaryota; Viridiplantae; Streptophyta; Magnoliopsida; Lamiales; Orobanchaceae
Source: the annotation of a GenBank genome assembly